Messenger RNA from Vanrija pseudolonga, 964 nucleotides. Its product is annotated as Short-chain dehydrogenase cctT. Gene Ontology annotation, cellular component: endoplasmic reticulum; lipid droplet. Lineage: Eukaryota; Fungi; Basidiomycota; Tremellomycetes; Trichosporonales; Trichosporonaceae. Bases 48 to 956 code for a protein of 302 amino acids. The record is from RefSeq and is a predicted model, not a curated record. The transcript is spliced from 3 exons. Gene Ontology annotation, molecular function: acylglycerone-phosphate reductase (NADP+) activity; triacylglycerol lipase activity. Gene Ontology annotation, biological process: triglyceride catabolic process; phosphatidic acid biosynthetic process.
CUCCUCGACAUCACAACCACCCACUACCUCACUACCUCAACCGCACUAUGCCGCCCCGCGUCGCACUGAUCACGGGCUGCUCCGAGCCGUCGAGUCUCGGCGCCGCGCUCGCGCUAGCGCUGCACCGUCAGGGGGUGAAGGUGUACGCGACUGCGCGGCGCGCAAGUACAAUGUCGGACCUCGCGGCGGAAGGUCUGAACCUCAUCGAACUCGACGUGACAGACAAAGAAAGCAUCCAAGCCGCCGUCGACGUGAUCGAGGCGCAGGACGGCCGGCUCGACAUACUCGUCAACAACGCGGGCGUGGGCGGGCGCGCGCCGCUGCUCGACGUCGACCUCGACCGGCUGCGCGCGCUGUUCGAGGUCAACACGUUUGCGCCGUUGGCCGUGACGCAGGCGUUCGCCGACCUGCUCGUCGAGGCUGGGAAAACGGGCCGGGACGCCGUCGUGCUCAAUGUCGGCAGUGGGGCCGUGUAUGGGCCGCCGUUUAGCGGGUCGUACGGCGCGAGCAAGGUGCGUGUGGGCGGGGGGUGGGAUGAUGCUGAGCCAGCGCAGGCAGCCCUACAGACGCUGUCGGACACGCUGCGCCGCGAGCUCGCCCCUCUGCGUAUCCGCGUGAUCACCCUCGAGCUGUUGAUGGUGUCCACGGCGAUGCUGAACCGCCAGAAGAUCUACGACCUGUUCAGGCCCACGCCGAGCGGGUACUAUGCCAACUGGCCCGCGAUCGAGGCCGACAUGCGGGGCGACAAGCAGCGCACGGGCGGUGCUGCGCGGGCAGCCGACGUCGCGGCACGCCUGGCGCGCGCGCUGACCAGCCCUUCGCCGCCGCGCAAGAUCUGGGACGGCGUCCCGAGCUGGCUGUUCCGCUGGGUCCUGCCGCUCCUGCCCGUGUCGUGGCUCGACUGGCUGUUGGUCAAGUCUGCGCGCGGGGUGCGCCUGGUCCAGCGGCCCGAGUAAGGAGGUGC